GUUAACUGGCCUAUCUUUCAUGACAGCUCCAAACGCAGUCACAGUUGCAGUAAACUCAUCUGGCGCUGCUUUCUGCCUCCGCUGACGACCUUGUAGUUUCUUGAACUGGCUGAAAAAUGCUCUCCUACAUCAUCGGUCUGAUCAGAGGAGGAUUUGACAGCAUCAUCAACCUGAUCUUCAGACUUUUAUUCGGAAAGAGGAGACCUGCCAUCACCUUAGAAGACCCCAACAUCAAGUAUGCACUGAGGCUCAUAGACAAAGAGAUUGUCAGCCAUGACACAAGGAAAUUCCGCUUUGCCCUGCCCUCCCCUGAACACGUCCUGGGUCUCCCCGUUGGGCAGCACAUCUAUUUGUCUGCUAAAAUCGACGGUAAACUCGUCGUCCGUCCAUACACUCCGACCUCCAGCGAUGAUGACAAAGGCUACGUGGACCUGGUGGUGAAGAUUUACUUCAAAAAUGUCCAUCCUAAAUUCCCUGAAGGAGGGAAGAUGAGCCAGUACCUGGAGAGCCUCAAGAUCAACGACACCAUCGACUUCAGAGGCCCCAGCGGUCUUCUCAUUUACAAAGGCAAAGGUGUUUUUGCUAUUCAGCCAGAGAAGAAGGCCCCAGCUGAGACCAAGACCGCCAAACAAGUGGGCAUGAUUGCUGGAGGAACAGGGAUCACUCCCAUGCUGCAGCUGAUCACGGCUAUCAUGAAGGAUCCUCAGGACAAGACUGUGUGUUACCUGCUUUUUGCCAACCAGACUGAGAAAGACAUCCUGUUGAGACCAGAGUUGGAAGAGAUUCAGGCGAACAACCCAGACCGGUUUAAGCUGUGGUUUACCGUGGACAGAGCACCUGCAGACUGGGAGUACAGCCAAGGCUUCAUCAAUGAAGACAUGGUGAGGGAUCACCUGCCUCCCCCCAGCGACGACACCCUCAUCCUCAUGUGCGGACCUCCACCCAUGAUCCAGUUCGCCUGCAACCCCAAUCUGGACAAAGUUGGCCACUCUGCCAGCCGGAGGUUUGCCUUCUAGACACCAAAGACCAGAUGCUCAGGAGUACUGAGGUUUUCAGUUAUUCAUUACUCUGCCCUGAAAAAGUUAAAGCACUCGUACAGUCGCAGUGGGUUUGCACUAUGUAUACUACUUUAUUUAUGCCAUGAUAAUAGUCAUGCAACAGAAUCACAGCAAGGACCAAUUAAUGUUAUCAGGAUGUAGCAGAAGGGUGGGGAGUAGUGGAUGUAUGAGCUCUGGAUGAUGCUUUUUGAUGGGAAAUGUAAGUAGUGUUUACAUUGAUUUUAGUUAUGGACGUGAUUCAGAAUAAGUUGCAAACAAAGCGUGCUGUCCUGCUGUUUGGCCUCAGUUUGGUUUAAAUAUCAGGGGUUGAGGUUUCCUGGCUGUUUCCUGAGUGCCUUAUCACAUGCAAAGCUUUUUUUAUGCACAGAGAAAGAAAUUGCGACCACUUGCUUUGAAGAGUAUUAUUCCAUUUCUGCUGCUGAGUAUGUGUUACAGAGUCCUGCCCUGUGUCUGUCGUAAUGUCAGAUGUCAGCAUUUUUCUGGAGCAUGUUAACAGUGGUUUAUGUGGUUACUGAUGACACGUCUUUGCUGCUGUCUGAUAGCAGUGGCUUAAAAAUGCAACAUGAAAAUCAGCAGCUACGAAAUUUGUGACACUUCUGGUAUCGUUUCCUGGUAAAAUGACUGAAAAGAUGUCAUUGUGCAACCUAAAUGUGUUCAAAACUGUGUUGUAACAUCUUCAAAAACAACACAAAACAAUGCAUUUUCUCCCUUUUAUUACAAAAAUUUAAAAACAA
Molecule: messenger RNA, 1792 nt
Organism: Cheilinus undulatus (humphead wrasse)
Lineage: Eukaryota; Metazoa; Chordata; Actinopteri; Labriformes; Labridae
Product: NADH-cytochrome b5 reductase 3
Exons: 9
Coding region: 117-1016 (299 amino acids)
Cellular component (GO): mitochondrion
Molecular function (GO): oxidoreductase activity; FAD binding
Source: RefSeq, a predicted model, not a curated record